AUGGCAGAUGGAGUUAUGAUUCUUCCUGUGCUGAUCAUGAUGGCGUUUCCCUCCCCGAGUUGGCAAGAUGAUGAACUGAAGCUAAAUGUGGUCCGCUACGAGUGUGUGUGUGAAGGCAUGUCCUGUGGGAAUGGAGAUCGUUGCCAAGGCCAGCAAUGCUUUGCUUCCCUGAGCAUUAACGACGGUGCUAAGGUUUACCAGAAAGGCUGCUUCCAAGUCUACGAACAAGGGAAAAUGACAUGCAAAACCCCUCCGUCUCCUGACCAAGCCGUUGAGUGCUGCCAGGGGUACCUGUGCAACAUGAAUAUCACUGCGCAGUUGCCCUCUUCUAAAGGGCAAACCUUUCAAGGAGAAGCUGCAGGUUACAGCAUGGAAACACUAAUUAUUGUUAUACUGGCUCCUGUGAUAGUGUUGAUAGUUUUUUCUGCAGUAGCUGUGCUGAUCAUCCGGAGAAUACAGAAAAACCAUAUGGAGAGGCUGAAUUCUAGAGAUGCAGAAUAUGGCACAAUUGAGGGACUCAUCGCAUCAAAUGUUGGAGACAGCACGUUGGCAGAUUUACUGGACCAUUCCUGCACAUCUGGAAGUGGUUCUGGACUUCCUUUCUUGGUACAAAGAACGGUGGCUCGCCAGAUCACGCUUGUAGAGUGUGUAGGAAAGGGCCGUUACGGAGAAGUUUGGAGGGGUCAGUGGCAAGGAGAAAAUGUUGCUGUGAAGAUCUUCUCUUCCAGGGAUGAAAAAUCCUGGUUCAGGGAAACUGAAUUGUACAACACUGUAUUGCUGCGGCACGAAAAUAUUUUAGGUUUUAUUGCAUCUGAUAUGACUUCCAGAAACUCUAGUACCCAGUUGUGGUUAAUUACCCACUACCAUGAGAUGGGCUCUUUGUACGACUAUCUACAGCUCACUACCCUGGACACGGUCAGCUGCCUGCGCAUAGUACUGUCCAUCGCUAGUGGUCUUGCACAUUUGCACAUAGAGAUAUUCGGGACGCAGGGGAAGCCUGCCAUUUCGCAUCGGGACUUGAAGAGCAAAAAUAUCCUCGUUAAGAAGAACGGACAGUGCUGUAUAGCGGAUUUAGGCCUUGCAGUUAUGCACUCCCAAAGCACGAAUCAGUUGGAUGUGGGGAACAAUCCCCGUGUGGGUACCAAGCGCUACAUGGCUCCAGAAGUCUUGGACGAAACCAUCCAGGCAGACUGCUUUGACUCCUAUAAAAGGGUCGAUAUCUGGGCGUUUGGGCUGGUCCUUUGGGAAGUAGCUAGGCGCAUGGUUAGCAACGGUAA
This is a messenger RNA of Leptosomus discolor (cuckoo roller), 1277 nucleotides long. The record is from RefSeq and is a predicted model, not a curated record. Lineage: Eukaryota; Metazoa; Chordata; Aves; Leptosomiformes; Leptosomidae.